AUGGCCAUGCGGCGGCCGAAGAAGCUCACCCGUCCGACAGGCUCCUCUUCCGCCUCCCGCCUUGGGCCCGGCAUGAAGACGAUGGACCUGCGCUUUUCACCUGCGGGAGGGUGGGGCCUAGCAGGAGUUAGCAGCGGCAGCAGGGGCACGACGGGUCCCGCGGCGCUCCCUCCUCGCUGGGUGAUAUCGUGGGAGGUUGGGCCGGGAGCCACGGUGGACCGUGGGCUAAAGCUGGCGAAGCUGCACUGCGUGGGCGUGGACAAGGAUGGGGGCCCAGGCGACACGAAGGAGCAGUUCAUCGUGGCACCCCGCGAGGGCAUCCUGACGGAGCUGUUGGUGCCGACCGGCGGGCAAGUAUCCCCAGGACAAGGCUGCCCCGACCAAGACGUCCCCGCCGCCGAUAGCGCCUCGUCAAAGACACCAGCAGCAGCAGCAGUAGCAGCAGCAAUCCGCACGGACGAUGGAGCUGAACCCCAGGCCAGUGGCGAAGGGGUUGUUGUGGGGCGUAUCAGCUUCUGCGCGCACCAGGAGCUGCACGGGACCUUGUGCACCAGCUGCGGGCGCGUCGUCUUGCCGCAGUCGGAGAACGGUAGAGGUAGAGGGCAAGGCGGUGCCGGCGGCGGUGGUAGCGGUGGCGGUAGCGGGGAGCGGCAGGAGGAAGGCGGGGGUGACACACACCAGGUCUUGAUGAAGGGCGGAAAGAUGAUGUCGGUCACCGCUGAAGGCCGUCGGAUGAUGCACAUGAACAAGUCGGGCAGGCUCCUCAACAGCAAGAAGCUGUCGCUAGUGUUGGAUCUUGAUAACACGCUGCUACACUGCUCCGAUCACCCGGAUGCAGGAAGGGUGGUCGUGCCAGGAGUGGAUGGGAUACACGCCCUUAGGCUCCCUAACCAGCAGCGAGAGUACUACAUCAAGCUCAGGCCCGGCCUCAGACGAUUCUUGGCGCAGGCGGCGACGAUGUUCGAGAUGACCAUUUACACCGCCGGAACUUCGCAAUACGCAGAUGCGGUGGCGAGUGUGCUUGACCCCGACCGGAGCCUGUUUCAGGGCCGACACUUCUCGACGUGCUACACGCCAGACCUAGGCCGCAACACCAAGUCGCUGGAAAGAAUAUUUCCGAACGGCUUGGACAUGGCGCUGAUCGUGGAUGACCGAGAUGACGUGUGGAGGGGAGAGCAGGCAAAGAACCUCCUUCUCGUCAGACCGUACAAGUUCUUCGUGGGACAGCGGAGCGUCCCCGGCGGGCCAACCCACGAUGCCGGACCACAUCCACAGCCCCCUCCGAAACCAGCAGCAGCGCCAGCACCGUUCCGGGAACGGUUGGAACGUUCUGCGGAACAUUCUCCGCUGCCCGGGACAACCAAGAGCGGCCGUCCGGGUGUCGGAGAGGAUGGUGAUGGGAGCAAAGAAGGAGAAGGGGAGGAGGAGGAGGAGGAAGAAGAAGAAGACGAGAAGCUGGGAGAUAGAGACAAGGGGGCCAUGACGACUGGACAAGCGAGGAAGCCGAGUCGGGGGGAAGAGGAGGAAGAGGACAACGGGAAGAAAUCCGUCGUGAAGGUUCGCCAUGAUGGGGCCGGUGGCGGGAGGGCUUCUCCUGCCGAGCGAGGAGAAGACGAGGAUAGUGUUGUGGAAAUCAACGGAGUUGAAGUCGGGAGACAGCAGGGCGAGCAGCAGCAGCUUGAGGAGGAAGAGGAGGCUGGGCAGGGGGUUGGUCCACACGACAGCGGUAGCGGGAGAGGAGGCAAGGGAAAAUCCCCCUCCUCCUCUUGCUCCUCGUCGUCGGACAAGCAGGUGGCUAGCCUGGGAGAGGGGCUGGCGCGGAUGUUGGAAAACAAGCGACAAGAGCAAGAAGCCGGUGGGAGCAGCAGCAGUCGUGGAGCAGAAGAAGCAGGAGGUGGCCACGCAGGGGGGAAUAGACCAUCGGUGCCAGGGACGAAAAAGCCAACGGUUGCUGGCGACAGCACACUCGAUGAGGACGGCAAGGAGAAGGAAAAGGAGGAGGAUGCUGCAGAUGCCGUUGGGGUCGUCGCUAGCGCGGAGAACGACCCUCAGUUGGACUGCACGUUCAAGACCCUGGAGGCUGUGCACGGGGCUUUCUACGCGCCGGAGAAUAGCAACCACGGGCAACCACGGGCCGCAGCCGGAUUCCUGGCAAAGGUCCGCUUGCGGGUCUUGACGGGAGUUCGCAUGGUGUUCAGCGGCGUUAUUCCCGUGUCGGGCGCCCCCGCCGACCCCCGCACGCACCGCCUCUGGAUGAUGGCCGAGAGCCAUGGUGCCACGGUUGAGCGAGACAUCGGCAGGCACACGACGCACGUGGUGGCAGUGAGGCUGGGCACUGCCAAGACGAAGACGGGUCUGAGGAUGCCGGGUGUGUUCGUGGUGCACCUGGACUGGCUGAUGAACAGCGUGUGGCACUGCCGGAGAGAGAGGGAGACCAUGUUCCUGCUCGCGGGGCAAAUCUGCGGUGGAGAUCCGCCGCCUCUUCCCGCGCCCCUCCCCCCGCCGGAGUCAUCAAUGUCGUCCGCCGACGUGAACCGGAGAGGAAGCAUAUCGUCGGCUCGAAGGGGGCGGUCGUCCGAGAGAGGAACGGCCAGCAGCAGCGGUAGCGGCAGCGAGAGCGGGGACGGUGGAGGCGGUGGUGGUGGCGGUUCGAGCCCUCGCGGUCCCGGAAAUUUUCGUCGGAAACGACAACGAGAGGGGGAGGACGAGGACGAGGUUGAUGACGGCCGUGGCGACGAGGCCUUUCCGUCUCGGGGGCGCAGCGGUAGUGGGGGUGGGGGUGUGUGGGGGAGGGGUCCCGGCAGACCGGAAAGCCGAGGUAGUGUGGGGGGGAGGUCUGGGUCCAUGAGCUCCUCCAUCGGCAGGGCUAGCAGUGUGAGCAGCGGCAGCGCGGAUGACGGCAGCAGUGUCGGGAGCGACUUAGAUGGCCUGGUAGACGAGCUCGAAAACUCAUCGUGAUGUCUGUCCGGAAGGAGCUCGGACAUUACCUCCAAGCUCCCAUCCAGCAGCUACAUAGAUCUUUUCUUUUGCGUUCACGCCUGCCGUUGGUUUGUGCUUGACCGGUGUGUUCGGCAAUGCAAUGUUUUGGAAGCUCUAACGGCUCGGCAGACGUCGAACACCAACUGCCGACGACCGUUCCAACGUUGUGGUGUGCUGUGUCCCCCGACUGGUGCGUCAAUCAUUCGCGGAGAGGUUAGACUGGCGCCUACAAUAGAUGGGGACGAAACACACACAUCACGCUGCUUUUUUGCCGUACAUGCAUCACCACCUCGUAGGACGGUUGCGGCCUGGUGUGUAGGUUGCACGCGCGUUGAAGGAGUUACCCCUGACAACGCUUCUUCGGAGGAAGGCGGACACGGCGCAUGAUGUGUUCGAUACGUGGAGAUGAGAUGAGAUGAGAUGAGAUGAGAUGAGAUGAGAUGAGAUGAGAUGGGAGAGGGAAGAAAGCUGUCGGCGGGUCCUGCGAAAGCGAGGCCACAGCGCUGUUUUUGGCGUUAGACGUCGCUGUAAGGGCGGGUUGCAGCGUAGAGCAUGAUUCGAACGUCUUUUUAGCUGACGUGGUCUAGACAAGAGGUGGCAUGAAGGCUGUCGUCGUUGUUUUGGUCGCAGUGAUGCCGGAGGGACUCCCGGCGGAAGGUGUGUGGUGCCGUGGUGGCGUGUUUUGUGUUUUUCUUUUUUUGUCUUGUUCGCGGUGAUUCAUUAUCCUAUGCCUACAACACAUGAGUUCGAUGGUGACGAUGUUGACAGGAUCGUCGUUCUCCGGAAGGGUUUUCACGUGUUGCACACGUCGAAUGCCCUUCUUUUUUCAUUUUCUCUUGCCAGUUCGUUUUUCUGGUGGAUUGAGACGAGUGUUUUCUGCGUCGUGAUGAUGCUGCACGAAGAUUGUUCUCCAGUCAGUGGCUCGCUGGGUUUGCUGCUGGCGACUCUCGUACGAUUGGUUGAGCGUGGGUGCUAAAUUUUGGAAACUCAGACUUGACUCUCUCGAGUGUGUGCUUGAGACUGACCCGUCACUCGUUGUUUCCAGCGUUUUCGUCGGAAGCUUCGCCUAGAUAGAUCUUAGAAGUCGUUGCUUGUUUCGCCUUUGUUGGAGACCGCCGCGAGCUUGG
Molecule: messenger RNA, 4106 nt
Organism: Ectocarpus siliculosus
Lineage: Eukaryota; Phaeophyceae; Ectocarpales; Ectocarpaceae
Source: the annotation of a GenBank genome assembly